Leptomonas pyrrhocoris is the source of this 1239-nucleotide messenger RNA. RefSeq lists its product as hypothetical. The record is from RefSeq and is a predicted model, not a curated record. The transcript has a single exon. Lineage: Eukaryota; Euglenozoa; Kinetoplastea; Trypanosomatida; Trypanosomatidae. The coding region runs from base 91 to 1239 and encodes 382 amino acids.
GUGAAUGAGGUGACUUCUUCCUUUUUUUUUGUUCUGUGCUGUGAUUCCCAUUACCACUCCUGCUCAGCCUCAAACGUUGACGUACUACCGAUGCACACGUUCCACGCAAAACCUCUACACCCCACACUCGAGCAGCGGGUGCGCUUCGCCGCCCAUGCCUGUGCUCUUCUUUUUCUCCUGAUCUUGCUAUCACUGGCCGCACCAGCGCUCGUGGCGACGGCGCACACGGGCCAUUCCGUGCGCCCGCUGCACGGUCCCGGCUACGAGCACCUGGACUGCUCCGCCUGCCUUACCGUGAGUCGUGCGCUCUUUGUACGCCUCAACGCCACGCUGAGCGAGAGCCCGUCCACCUAUCUCGCAUCCCACCGACUCAACCGCGUAAAUCAGCUGAAGCGUCGCCCUUACCGCAACAGCGAGCUGCUGGUGACGGAGGUGAUGGACAACUUCUGCAGCUCCUACAAGAACGAUGAGCGCACGCUGCGGCUGCACCCCAAAUCGAAGGUGCGCCUCUACCAUCAGCAGAUCUGGAAGGAUGUUACGCUGGGGGUUCGCCACAGUUUGCGCGAGGACGAGGUCUACCCAGAGGGUGCGCACGACCCACAGUGGGACGACUACGUGGAGCUGCGCCGCUAUCAAGUGGCCAAAGUGUACAGCCCUAAGGACCAGGGGGCCCUGCAUGGGAUGGAGAUGUUAGCCGCGACCCCGACCAUGUGUGCCACCUUGGUGGAGGACUUCGAGGACGAAAUCGAGGAGCUGGUGAAGCUCGCCCACAACUUGUCCGACAUCGAGUAUGGGCUGUGUGGGUUGCCCUUGGCGGACCCGACGGACGCGGCGGCAUCGGGCGAGGCGGAGGCGGUGCGGGACGCGAUCCGGCCCAUCACAAACAUCUGCGCACUGACGGAGCAGCUUCGCGAGGCGGCGCAUCAGGAUCAGCUGCGGUGGUCACAAUACAUGCGCCGUGAGGAGCGGCGCAAGGAAAGGCUGGAGGAGAAGGAGAAGGUGUUGAAGAGGGACGCAGAGGAACCGGCGGAAAAGACCGAGGUUGAGACUCAGGAAGGUUCUUCUUCAUCGGGGAACACCGGAGAACAUAAUGGUGACAAAGGGCCGGCAAAGAGUGAAGAUGUGGUGAAUGAAGGAACGGCACGCAGCGACGCUGCUCCCGAGGCAGCCGCUGAGGAGGCAGGGAGCGCUGCGGAAGACACAACACCGCACGGUGACGUCGAAGAGGGCGAUUUGUAA